This is a messenger RNA of Ornithodoros turicata, 851 nucleotides long. RefSeq names its product NPC intracellular cholesterol transporter 1-like. Gene Ontology annotation, cellular component: plasma membrane. Gene Ontology annotation, biological process: intestinal cholesterol absorption; cholesterol homeostasis. Lineage: Eukaryota; Metazoa; Arthropoda; Arachnida; Ixodida; Argasidae. Bases 72 to 746 code for a protein of 224 amino acids. The transcript has a single exon. The record is from RefSeq and is a predicted model, not a curated record. Gene Ontology annotation, molecular function: cholesterol binding.
GAUAACGUUAAUAUACGAAUAAAAGCGGCCACUCCUACCACCGUUGCGUCGAUCUCUCUUCCGAAGAAACCAUGAGGCCAAGUUUCUCCGUUUUCCCGGCUCUGUGCCUUCUCUUGGCCUCAGGGUCCCUCGCCGACAAGUGUGUUAUGCGUAGCCAUUGCGGUCAUGACGACAGUCUCGACAAACCUGUGCCUUGUAAGGUCAGUGAAAAACCGAAAUCCCUGGCUCAGUCUGACAGACAACUCUUCGAGGAAGUCUGCCCGGACCUUGCAGCAACGACAGACCUCGCCUGCUGCGACGUUGAACAGCUGCGCGCCCUUAAAGCUGACUUACAGCAACCGAUCGACAUUGGUAUGAAGCACUAUCCCAGCUGCCUCCGAAACUUCAGAAAUAUAUUUUGCCAUUUGUUGUGUUCACCGAAGCAGUCUGACUUCGUGAAAGUGGUCGAUUCGAAAGACAGCAGGGAAGGUAAGCCGGAAGUGACGAAAGCAGUUUACGCUCUGAGUAGAAAGUUCACGGAGGGAGCUUAUAAGUCGUGCGAAAAUGUGAGAGUAAAGGGGAUCUUCAAGUUGAUGACCUUCAUGUGCGGAUGGUGGUGCGAUUCUCAGAAGUGGUUCACGUACUUGGGUUCCACGGCAUCGGAAGGAGGAUAUUCUCCCUACAAGCUGGAGUUCAAGAUUACCAAUGAUGAAACGGUCGAGGUCGAUGGGACGGAGUUGCGACCCAUGAACGCCGAUGUCAUUUGAUGGACUUGAGAUCGUGGAGAGGUUUGGAGACCUAAACGAGAAUUGUUCUUUUUGUGGCGGUUUGAUAGCCUGUAUGGAAUAAAUACAAAAUAUUGAAUAACUUUA